This is a messenger RNA of Zea mays, 1517 nucleotides long. RefSeq lists its product as uncharacterized. The record is from RefSeq and is a predicted model, not a curated record. The coding region runs from base 513 to 1307 and encodes 264 amino acids. NCBI's taxonomy places the organism in Eukaryota, Viridiplantae, Streptophyta, Magnoliopsida, Poales, Poaceae. The transcript has a single exon.
UCUAUAUCCAAGUUAUUAUUAUGAGCAUGUACAUGUACGUUUAUAUACAUAGUGGAAACACGAGAAGUGCAAUCCUUGUGCAGGAAGCAUAGCCAUAGCACGAAAUGAACAUGUGGCAAAAAAAAAGGGACAUGGGAGAGAGAGAUGAUCUCAUUUGCGCGCGCGCGGCAUGAGAUGCGAUCUCAUCUGAUUUCUGGCCACUGUUUGCCAAGAAAAGCAUCGUGUGGCUAGCUUGCUUUGAAGCUAAGGGUUCCAUAAUUCCACGAGUCAUGAUGGCAAGCCCAACAAUGAUGUGUUUGGAACAAUCUAGGUUUCCUGGCAGCUGACUUGUCAAAAUCCAGCGUGGUACGUGACAGAAAAGCUCUAGCUCCCCCUCCUCCUUAUUGGUCCUGAGUCAGCAGCUGCCCCUGCUGCUGCCUUUUUUUCUUCGUUCCACUAACUACAAUGUGCCCACAAACCCAACUCCUCUCGCUCUCUCCCCGUCUGCCCCUCUCUUGACGACCUCUUCCCAAAUGAAGCGCCCGCAACCGCAACAAGCUGCUGCGGAGCAGAUCAUGGCGCUGUACGACGCCUGCUGGUUCCGCCGCCUCGUGCUGCUCGCUUCCCCUCCUCCCGCGGCGGCACCUCGGCCAUCUGUACCGGCGCAGCAGGCGCCGGUGGAGCGCGACGAGUUGGGUACUACGCACACGCCGCAUGCGCAGCGGCCUGCUUCUUCGAGUCCCACGGCCGGCGGGCUGCGGCACCGGCGAACGCGGAGCGACGAGGCUACCGCGGCCGCGUUCCUGGGCAUGGAGCCGCUGAGGCUCCCCGACAGAGGCAACCGCGCGCGCCUCCAGACCAUACUCUCGGGCAAAGACGGGCUCGUGGCCGCGCCGCCGCCGGAACGGAGAAGGCCCGGGCCCGGGAGGCGGCGGCAGCGGCGGCGCGGGCGGAGCAUGUCGGAGCUGGAGUUCGAGGAGGUCAAGGGCCUGCAGGACCUCGGCUUCACCUUCGCCGACGCCGAGGUGGACGCCGAGCUCGCGUCCAUCGUGCCGGGCCUAAGGAGGAAGCGGUCCGAGGAGGACAACAACAGCCGGGCCACGGCGGCGUCGACGUCUUCGGCCCGGCCGGAAGCUGCCGACGACGCGUCCGUGGCCGCCGUCGUGGCGCCGAGGCGGCCGUACCUCUCGGAGGCGUGGGACAGCGAGGAAGAAGAAGAGGUCAGGAGGGCGCUGCGCAGCUGGCGGAUACCGCCGGCUGGCGACGGCAACGAGCUCAAGGAGCACCUCCGGAUGUGGGCGCACACCGUGGCCUCCGCUGUCCGGUGACAGAAUCAACUUCUCUUUUCCUCCUCCUUUUUUUUAAUUGAUCACAAAACGCCAUUGGAGGUUGUCAGUUCGGUGACAGAUCGAAGUUUUGAGCAUGUAUAAAUAUGUGACCAAUAUUCGCAUGGGCAUCUAUAUCCAAGUUAUUAUUAUGAGCAUGUACAUGUACGUUUAUAUACAUAGUGGAAACACGAGAAGUGCAAUCCUUGUGCA